This is a messenger RNA of Monopterus albus (swamp eel), 3246 nucleotides long. RefSeq names its product opioid growth factor receptor (gene ogfr). Gene Ontology annotation, molecular function: opioid growth factor receptor activity. The coding region runs from base 182 to 1858 and encodes 558 amino acids. The record is from RefSeq and is a predicted model, not a curated record. The transcript is spliced from 7 exons. Gene Ontology annotation, cellular component: membrane. Lineage: Eukaryota; Metazoa; Chordata; Actinopteri; Synbranchiformes; Synbranchidae.
CGCAGCAUCAGCACUGCAGCCGCCAACGGUGCGGCUGUCUGACGAUGGUAGAGUGUAAAGACGGAUGGUUAGGGCCGUGCCCGUCUAACCGGAACAUGCAAGUGUAACUUGAUUCAUGCUCGUUUAUCGUGUUAAAACGGGCUUUAGCUUUAGCUAGUCACAUAACAGCUUUGUUUUUAUAAUGGAGGAGGAUUGUGUUUUUGAUUACGACUCGACCUGGGACACAGAGAGUGAUGGAGACGACCCGGCCGGAGAGAGCCAAGCGCGUCGGUCAAGUCAAGACAAAAACAAAUCUGGUUGGGGUUUGGUACCUUGGCAUCAUCCACCCAGAAACAUAAGGGCAGCAAAGGACAUGCAGAACUACAGAAGAGGCUACCCAAAUCUUACAGAUGAUGAGUGCUCUGAAGACAAAAUGAACAAUUUGCAGUUUUAUCUCAACAAAUUCCCCUCUGCUCCUGAUGAUGUCUACAUUGACUCAUUCCUUAAGGAAUGGAAAAAUGACUACAAAAGACUAGAAAGAGUUCACUCAUACAUUCAGUGGUUGUUUCCACUGCGAGAACCAGGGGUUAAUUACAUGGCUUCAGAGCUCACCAAGAAGGAAAUUGAGGCCUUUAAGAAGAAUGUGGAUGCCAAGAGAAGACUAGUUGAAUCCUAUGAGCUCAUGUUGGGUUUCUAUGGCAUCCGUUUGGUCAACAAAGAGACAGGGGAAGUGAUGCGUGCAGAUAACUGGAAGGAGCGCUUUGGAAACCUGGAGCGGAAUAUGCACAACAACCUGCGCAUCACUCGCAUCCUGAAGAGCCUUGGGGAAUUGGGAUUUGAGCACUACCAGGCCCCACUCGUGCGCUUCUUUCUGGAAGAGACUCUGGUCAAGAAGACCCUUAGCAGUGUUAAACGCAGUGUGCUCGACUACUUCCUGUUUGCUGUGCUGGACAAGCAGAAACGCCAGGAGCUUGUGCGCUUUGCCUACCUUAACUUUGAGCCAAAGGAUAAGUUUGUGUGGUGUCCCAGGAAGAUUCUGAAGCAAUUUAAGAAGGCAGAGAAAAGACCAGACACUGUUGGGAAUGAAGAUGGAAAGGAUGAAGUCUGUUCACAGGGUAAAAGCAAAGAUGGUGAAGCAGUUGUGCAGCCAAAAGAGGAUGGAGUGGAUAAUGUUACAAAGACUCAGAAAAAAACUGAUAAAUCACCAAGUAAAGACAAAGCCAAACUGUCUGAGGCAUCGCCUGAGCCAAUACCAGAAGCUGAGAUUGUCGGAAAUGGAAAUGCAAAGGCUGAGUCUAACAACGAAAUUCUUGGGAAUGGAAAUGACUCUACAGAUGAUGUUGAUGACAUGGAUCAAUGUCCCACCCCUGACACUGCGAAGCCAAAAACCGAGCCUAGUGCGGACAGCGAGCACACAUUUACCAGCAACUCAAUGGAUACCGUCCAGGAACCGGACACCAGAAUGCCAACAGAUGGGGACAUAAACACUGAAAAACCACAGAAGAAGAAGAGAGACGAUAAGGAGCUGCCAAACAACGGCUCUGCUGAGGACUCAACCAGCGGGCAGAUGGAAGAAAAGGCUGGUGCUAAUAAGGCCACUGGUCCAGCAAGUCCAUCAGCACAAACCAUCCCUAAGACUAAUAAACACCUAAACUCUCUUUCUUCGGAAAGGGAGGAGAAAAUCCCAAGGACUGAUUUUAAUCAAGUGCUAGAUAAAAAGGAAGAGGAAGACGCAUCACAGCAAAAGGUGUUGGCACCAAAUGGGUCAUUGGGGAGCAGCGAUAAAUGUGAAGAUGAACGGACAAAUGGGAAUGAGUCGGAGGAUAUGAUUAUAGAGUCAAACCCCCCAAGCUCAGACCAAAAUGUGGGGUGUUCAUGAAUAAACUGGAGGAUUGAAGAAGAUACAUUCAUUUUAGCUUAAAUAAAAUUGUAAUAUAAGGACAGAGUAGGACUUGAAGACUUUCUGGGCCUUAUUUCUACUAUAUUUGAUGUUUAGCUUUUAAUUCUUUUAACUUUGAAGGAGUUUAUGAAUUGAUUAAUUCACCAACUGUGGGACUGGAUGUGACUCAGUUUUUCAUGGCCAUCAGAUAUUAUUUAAGAUAACCUGAUAUUGUUAAAGGAUAAAGACUGGUGGUAUACUGUAUAUGAAUAAAUCCUUGUUGUUGUUGUUGUUCAGCAAAUCCCUUAAAGACCAAACGUAACAGUGUGGAAAUCAGGCUCUCACUACAUGGCUUCCCUGCCCUGUCUGUGCCACUCAGCACCAAAUCCAUCGGUUCCUAAUGAAGGUGUGACUCUUUAAAAGCAGGUCAAAAAUAUAUUGUGUUCAUCUUUUGCCAACAUCACACCAACAGGAGUAAAUUGUGUUUCUGAUGGGGGCUAUUUCCAGCUGUGGGUUGGGGAAUAUUUACAGCAGAAGGACUGUGUGAAGCUUCAACAUAAAAUAAACUACAUUCUGCAUUGUAAUGAAGGAACAUGUCACCUGGUGCAACAGUGUCACUUGUUCGAUGUGUUUAAUCAUUUUCAAACAACACUGGAAGACAGCAGAGGGGAGUAAGGCCACUGGGAGUUGGAUAAAUUCAUCUGUUUUUAAUGGGAUUUGCUGACAAAGAUAUACGCAGUCGCCAGACUUAUCUCCUAAGGUCAUAAUGAAUAAGAGCAGCUAAUAUUUAAGAUUUCUGCUACAGUAAACAUACUGUUAUUAAUGUACGUAGGUUAAUGAAAUGAUUUCAGCAUUUUUAACUUGUUAAUAUUUUCACAACUGAACAAAUUUUUUGCACUGGAAGUAAGUAAUUGGAAGAACUUUUAUUCUUUCUGGGCUGUUUUUAGUAAAACAUUCUGUACUGGUUUGUGUUUCUGCUGGACCCCACUGUUCCAGUGGAUUUAAGACUGAAUGCCAGCUAAGUUAUAUUUAAGUUACUUUGCACAGUCUGUGCGUAUUCGUUCAGAUUUGGGAAGUAGACGUCUGAACAACUGAAGGUCUCGCCAAAAAUGUGAUAAGACUGGUUGAUUGUACAGUAUAUGUCUUCUCAAUAGAGCCGAUAUAAUUUAAAGUCCAGUGUAUGUUAGUUUGAGAUGGAUGCAGUCCAUGAACAUUCACAAGCCAGGGUGAUUUUAUUGAUGCAUUUUUUUUAUAUUUGCACUUGAUUUUAAAUAUGAAUUGUUGAAGUUAAUGUAUUUACGUAAUGAAAUUGUAAUAAUUUUGCAGGAGUGCUGAAUUCUUUAUAUGUAACUUGUUUUUCCUCAAGUAAAUACCUGGCUGUUGACAAA